Molecule: messenger RNA, 820 nt
Organism: Zonotrichia leucophrys gambelii
Lineage: Eukaryota; Metazoa; Chordata; Aves; Passeriformes; Passerellidae
Gene: S100A14
Product: S100 calcium binding protein A14
Exons: 4
Coding region: 202-501 (99 amino acids)
Biological process (GO): toll-like receptor 4 signaling pathway; response to lipopolysaccharide; positive regulation of monocyte chemotaxis
Cellular component (GO): perinuclear region of cytoplasm
Molecular function (GO): calcium-dependent protein binding; chemokine receptor binding; calcium ion binding
Source: RefSeq, a predicted model, not a curated record
CUGCCUUGCACCACGGAGCUCCCACUCAUACCUGGCCCGGUAUAAAACCCCGGCCCGCCGCAGCCCGGGCACACCCGGGCCAGCCCGAGCUGCAGCUCCCCCCGGAUCCGCGGCACAGGAGAGACCCCCGAGACACCGGAGAGACCCCGAGAGACCCCGAGAGACCCCAGGAGGGACCCCCGAGGAGCAGCGAGCAGCAGGAUGGGCCAGUGCAACUGCCGCAAGAAGAGAAAGGACUGCCAGGAGCUGACGGACGUGGAGCGCGCCAUCGAGACCGUGAUCAGCCAGUUCCACUGCUACGCCGUGAAGGGCCAGAAGGAGUACCUGACCCCCAACGAGAUGCAGGAGCUGCUGGUGCAGAAGCUGCCGCACCUGGGCAAGUGCGUGGGACCCCUGGAGGAGAAGAUCGAGUGCAUGGGAGACCCCAACGAGGCCAAGCUGGAGUUCGGGGAGUACUGGGACAUGAUGGGCGACGCGGCCAAGGGCUGCCGGAGGAAGUAGAGGGCGAUGGCGGGGACGGGGAGGCCCCCGAGGUGCCGCUCCUGGAGCUCCUGAGGCCGCCGAGCUCGGGGGGGACAAAGCGAGCUCGGAGGGUCCCCCCUGCCCUUCCAUCCCUGCCCUCCUCAGGUCUCCUUCCAGCCCCCAGCUCUGCCCGGUGUGGGGGUACCGGGGGGUCCUGGGUGCUCUGCCUCCAUCCCCCGGGACCCUCCGGGUUCGGUUCCCCCGGGACCCUCCGGGUUCGGUUCCCCCCGGUCCCGGAGCUCCGGAGCGAUCGGGACUCGGCUCCUUCCCCCUGAUUCCCCCGGGAUUUUGGGGCUCG